Messenger RNA from Oxyura jamaicensis (ruddy duck), 978 nucleotides. It is a transcript of the gene CLDN10, whose product is annotated as claudin 10. The coding region runs from base 53 to 739 and encodes 228 amino acids. Gene Ontology annotation, biological process: cell adhesion; bicellular tight junction assembly. Gene Ontology annotation, molecular function: structural molecule activity. The transcript is spliced from 5 exons. The record is from RefSeq and is a predicted model, not a curated record. Gene Ontology annotation, cellular component: bicellular tight junction; plasma membrane. Lineage: Eukaryota; Metazoa; Chordata; Aves; Anseriformes; Anatidae.
GCGCCCCCGCCGCGGCUCCGCGCCCCCGCCGCCGUGCGCCCCGGCGGGCCCGAUGGCGAGCACGUCGGCGGAGAUCGUCGCCUUCCUGCUGACCAUCUCCGGCUGGGUGCUGGUCUCCUCCACGCUGCCCACCGACUACUGGAAGGUGUCCACCAUCGACGGCACGGUCAUCACCACCGCCACCUUCUGGGCCAACCUCUGGAAGACCUGCGUGACCGACUCCACCGGCGUCUCCAACUGCAAGGACUUCCCCUCCAUGCUGGCGCUGGACGGUUACAUCCAAGCCUGCAGAGGACUGAUGAUCUCCGCGGUCUGCCUGGGGUUCUUUGGUUCUGUGUUUGGGCUGAUUGGGAUGAAGUGUACAAAAGUCGGCGGUUCUGAUCAGACCAAAGCAAAAAUAGCUUGUUUAGCUGGACUGAUUUUCAUACUGUCUGGGCUGUGCUCUAUGACUGGUUGUUCCCUGUAUGCAAACAGGAUUACGUCCGAGUUCUUUGAUCCUUCUUAUAUUGCACAAAAGUAUGAAUUAGGAGCAGCUUUAUUCAUUGGAUGGGCUGGAGCUUCACUCUGCAUAAUUGGUGGCAGUAUAUUCUGCUUCUCAAUAGCUGAAAACAGUAAAUCUCCAAGGAGGGGGUAUGCAUAUAACGGCGCCGCAUCUGUGAUGUCUUCUCGCACAAAGGUUCACAGCAGCGUCCCAGACAAAACCCCACCGAAGCACUUUGACAAGAAUGCCUAUGUUUAAUUGUACUGUUGGAAGAUCCAAAAAGCCAGUUUUGAAAAUGAGUUUGUAUAUUUCAUUCAGGGUGAUUUCCCCCCACAAAACACAAUGGAAUAACCACGACGCCAAUGAAUUUUUAAGAUACUAACUUGCAGCUUUUUACAUAUUGAUGUAAAUUUUAUUAUACAAUAUUUUAAGAUUGAUGUUGGUAUUGUAAAGUUUAUACCUGCAAAUCAUGCAUUGAUGCUGCUUUAUAAAAAAAA